Messenger RNA from Urocitellus parryii (Arctic ground squirrel), 3290 nucleotides. RefSeq names its product phosphorylated CTD interacting factor 1 (gene Pcif1). The record is from RefSeq and is a predicted model, not a curated record. Gene Ontology annotation, cellular component: nucleus. NCBI's taxonomy places the organism in Eukaryota, Metazoa, Chordata, Mammalia, Rodentia, Sciuridae. Gene Ontology annotation, molecular function: mRNA (2'-O-methyladenosine-N6-)-methyltransferase activity; RNA polymerase II C-terminal domain binding.
GACACAAGAUGGCGGCAGCGGCGCUGGGGAGGGCGAGGCGGAGGCGGCAAAACGGGAGGUCGAGCAGAACGUGUAGCCGCAUCUCUUCAAGUCCGCUCCGGGCAGUUGCUGAUACAAGGAGUUCCUUGAGCCCCUGUCCACUCCGCUGCUGACCAGUUCACCCACCUGUGCUGAGCCUUCCUCUGCUGCAGGCCUUCCCCAAUCUGUGUGGGACCUUGUGACGUGGGGGUCAGUCCAGCUGCAGAAGAAAACCCUCUCAUGCUAGCAUUGCAGACCCCAGAGGGUCCCGUGUGGGUGCUGAGAUGGCCAAUGAGAAUCACGGCAGCCCCCGGGAAGAAGCAUCUCUGCUGAGUCACUCCCCAGGCACCUCCACCCAGAGCCAGCCCUGCUCUCCAAAGCCAGUCCGCCUGGUACAGGACCUCCCAGAGGAGUUGGUGCAUGCGGGCUGGGAGAAGUGCUGGAGCCGGAGGGAGAACCGCCCCUACUACUUCAACCGAUUCACCAACCARUCCCUGUGGGAGAUGCCCGUGCUGGGCCAGCAUGAUGUGAUUUCGGACCCUUUGGGGCUGAAUGCGACCCCACUGCCCCAAGAUUCAAGCUUGGUGGAAACCCCCCCGCCUGAGAACAAGCCCAGAAAGCGGCAGCUCUCGGAAGAGCAGCCAAGCGGCAAUGGUGUGAAGAAGCCCAAGAUUGAAAUUCCUGUGACACCCACAGGCCAGUCAGUGCCCAGCUCCCCCAGUGUCCCAGGAACUCCAACGCUGAAGAUUUGGGGUGCAUCCCCUGAAGAUAAACAGCAAGCAGCUCUCCUUCGACCCACUGAGGUGUACUGGGACCUGGAUAUCCAGACCAACGCUGUCAUCAAGCACCGAGGGCCUUCUGAGGUGCUGCCACCGCACCCUGAAGUGGAGCAGUUCCGCUCCCAGCUCAUCCUGAAGCUGCGGCAGCACUAUCGGGAGCUGUGCCAGCAGCGAGAGGGUAUUGAGCCUCCACGGGAGUCUUUCAACCGCUGGAUGCUGGAGCGCAAGGUGGUGGACAAAGGAUCUGACCCCCUGUUGCCGAGCAACUGUGAACCAGUUGUGUCACCUUCCAUGUUUCGUGAAAUCAUGAAUGACAUUCCCAUCAGGUUAUCCCGAAUCAAGUUCCGGGAGGAAGCCAAGCGCCUGCUCUUUAAAUACGCAGAGGCUGCCAGGCGGCUCAUUGAGUCCAGGAGCGCAUCCCCCGACAGCAGGAAGGUGGUCAAGUGGAACGUGGAAGAUACUUUUAGCUGGCUUCGGAAAGACCACUCAGCCUCCAAGGAGGACUACAUGGACCGCCUGGAGCACCUGCGGAGGCAGUGUGGUCCCCAUGUCUCAGCAGCAGCCAAGGACUCCGUGGAAGGCAUCUGCAGUAAGAUCUAUCACAUCUCCCUGGAGUAUGUCAAGCGGAUCCGAGAGAAGCAUCUUGCCAUCCUCAAGGAAAAUAACAUCUCAGAGGAGGCGGAGGCCUCCGAGGUGGAGCCCCGCCUGGUGUACUGCUACCCAGUGAGGCUGGCUGUGUCCGCACCCCCCAUGCCCAGUGUGGAGAUGCACAUGGAGAACAAUGUGGUCUGCAUCCGGUAUAAGGGAGAGAUGGUCAAGGUCAGCCGCAACUACUUCAGCAAGCUGUGGCUCCUUUACCGCUAUAGCUGCAUUGACGACUCCGCCUUCGAGAGGUUCCUGCCCAGGGUCUGGUGUCUUCUCCGACGGUACCAGAUGAUGUUUGGUGUGGGCCUCUACGAGGGGACUGGCCUGCAGGGAUCACUGCCCGUACACGUCUUUGAGGCUCUUCACCGACUGUUCGGCGUCAGCUUCGAGUGCUUUGCCUCACCCCUCAACUGCUACUUCCGCCAGUACUGUUCCGCCUUUCCUGACACAGAUGGCUACUUUGGCUCCCGCGGGCCUUGCUUGGACUUUGCCCCGCUGAGCGGUUCUUUUGAGGCCAACCCUCCAUUCUGCGAGGAGCUCAUGGAUGCCAUGGUCUCUCACUUCGAGAAACUGCUGGAGAGCUCACCAGAGCCCCUGUCCUUCAUUGUGUUUAUCCCUGAGUGGCGGGAACCCCCCACACCAGCGCUCACCCGCAUGGAGCAGAGCCACUUCAAACGCCACCAGCUGGUCCUGCCCGCCUUUGAGCAUGAGUACCGCAGUGGCUCCCAGCACAUCUGCAAGAAGGAGGAGAUGCACUACAAGGCCCUGCACAACACGGCUGUGCUGUUCCUGCAGAACGACCCUGGCUUUGCCAAGUGGGGGCCGACGCCUGAGCGGCUGCAGGAGCUAAACGCAGCCUAUCGGCAGUCAGGCCGCAACCAUGGCUCCAGUUCUUCCUCCUCCUCCUCCUCCUCCUCAGAGGCCAAGGACCGGGACUCAGGCCGCGAGCAAGGCCCUAGCCGCGAGCCUCACCCCACUUAACACACCCUGCAGGGAGGAGGAGCCCCAGGGGUGCUGGUAUGGACUGCUGGGACCUGGGCCUCUGGAGGCUGAGCAGAUUCCAGGGCCCGCCCCUGGGGUGGCAGCAGGACUUGGGCUGCCAAUGACAUAGGAAUCUUGUGGCUCUGCCAGGGCUCCCCCUCCCUGCCCAUCCCCACUGCCUGCCUCAGACUCACUCCAAGUCCCUUGUAAAUAGGAAUAGGCCCAAAGCCUCCCUCACGCUGCCCCCGUUGGCGCCUUGUUUCAUUUGUAAAAGGAAAUACAGACAAACCCCCCCCCCCCGCACUUGUGAGGGUCUUGAGGACAGAGAAGGCUGAGAACCUGGAGCUACUUCUGGGACCAAUUCCCUUUCACACCCAGGCUCACCUUCUCAUGACCCCUGGGCCUUCACACCCCAUCAAGGGAUACAACUGGUCCCUUGCAUAACAGGUUGGAAGAACCCAGAGCCUAGAGCCUGCACUGUUUAGCUCCAAACUCCAUAGUUGGGCCUGCCCAGACACUUCUUGGGAGAUGACCAACAGCUAUGCCUUGUACCCAGGCCAAAAGCCACUUGCUGGCCCUGRUGCCACCCUGUGAGUGGGCAGCUACAUGUUUUAUUAUAGUCAAAGCUUAGAAGCUAGUCAGCCUGAGAGCUGCCUCAGACCUCAGGGUGUGGUGCCUACUCUCUAAGGACCUCUGAGCAGAGACCCCAGGGCAGAAAGCAGGCUGGAGGUGCUCGGCAAGGCUCCCUCCAGCUGGGCCUCUCCUGAGAUGAGGCAUCUGCAGCGAGGGUCUGCCCUGUGGUGGGACCACCGUACUUACAGAGGCAGGGCCAGCUGUGCUUCAGGGCCAGGUAGCCUCCACCUCACU